Tetranychus urticae (two-spotted spider mite) is the source of this 1537-nucleotide messenger RNA. RefSeq names its product protein CLP1 homolog (gene cbc). Gene Ontology annotation, molecular function: polynucleotide 5'-hydroxyl-kinase activity. Gene Ontology annotation, cellular component: mRNA cleavage factor complex; nucleus. NCBI's taxonomy places the organism in Eukaryota, Metazoa, Arthropoda, Arachnida, Trombidiformes, Tetranychidae. The record is from RefSeq and is a predicted model, not a curated record. Gene Ontology annotation, biological process: mRNA 3'-end processing; tRNA splicing, via endonucleolytic cleavage and ligation.
GAUUUUUGUUAUGAUUUGUUGAAAUAUCCGAAGCUCUUACAAUUUUAUUUAAUUGUUGGAUUAUCUUAUUACCAUUUACUUGAGAAUUGUCAACUUUUUGUUUAUUGUGCCAUUGUUUAUCAGUUCUCAGCAUAGCUGAAUAUGGAAGCCAAAGGUGAUACCGUGACAACCAACGAACCCUCAGAUCCAAAUGUGACACAAUACAAACUUGAAAAGGAAACAGAGUUAAGAUUUGAGAUUGAUGGUAAAGAAAAGGUUCAAAUUGAAUUGAUUUCUGGUUUAGCAGAGAUAUUUGGAACUGAACUGAUAAAGGGCAAAAAGUAUGAAUUUUUCAAAGGGACCAAAGCAGCAGUUUUCACUUGGCAUGGUUGUGUAGUUGAUGUAACCGGUAAUUGCAGUCGCAUCUAUAUUGAUCAAGAUACUCCAAUGAAAUUUUAUGCAAAUGUUCAUGGUGGAUUGGAGGUUUUGAGGAAUGAGUGUAAAGAAAAUGGAAAGAGAGGCCCAUUCACUUUAAUAGUUGGUCCAUCUGACACAGGAAAGGCUACACUCGCUCGUAUUUUAUGUAAUUUUGCGAUCAGAAGAGAUAAGUGUCCAAUCCUGAUUGAUCUCAACGUGGCCUCUAACAGAAUUGGAAUACCUGGAACCAUAGGAGUUAAUGCCAUGGAGCGGUUAGCAGACUUAGAGGAUAAAACUUCUCCAACUGCUCCUCUAAUUUUUCAUUUCGGUUCUCUAUCACCUGAACAAAACGUUAACUUUUAUAACUCUCUGGUUACCAGAGUAGCUGAAGUUGUUGAGAAAAAAGUGGAAUUGAACAAACACGUACGAUAUUCAGGAGCUUUCAUAAAUACUUGCAAUUGGCUUGCAGGAGAGAAUGGAUACAAAUCCUUGCUACACAUUGCUGCAGCAUUCGAGGUGGACGUUAUUCUGGUCUUGGACAUGAAAAGCUUAUGCUAUGAUUUAACUCAAGAGCUACCUAGAUCUGUUAAAAUAAUUGACACUCCUAAAAGUAGUGGGGUUGUCCGUCGUAACGCUGCCUAUCGAGAUGAAAUGAGGGAAGAACGGAUAAGAAGAUAUUUCUAUGGAUCUUAUAAGUCUUGUGGUCCUCCUAAAUUUUCACCUUAUGCAUUUAACAUUCCCUUUUCUCAAUUAAAAAUCUACAAAGUUAGUUCAAUAUCCACACCAGCUUCUUGUUUACCGAUUGGAAUGUCUCCAAGAGAUGAUCAAACUAAACUUGUCAAUAUUACUCCUGAUCCAUCUUUGAAUCGUCAUAUUUUGUCGGUCAGUUUUGCUAGCGAUUCAUCUGAAGGUGUUAAAUCUAAUUUAAUGGGUUUUGUUUGUGUUACUCAUGUUGACACAAAGAGAAACUUUGUUCGAGUUCUUUGUCCUCAACCUGGACCAAUUCCUUCUGGGUCUAUACUUUUAUACUCUGACAUUCAAUUCCAAGAUUCAGAUUGAGUUGCAUCCCUUUUAAACCAUAACAAAACUUACAUGUAAAAAGAUCUAUGUUAUUCAAUAAAUCUAUUUAUCUAAUCGUAAA